CUCUGUAAGUCUGCUGACGUCAUGCUCUGGUCUUUGGGAAGAGUGACGGCAGGGGACAAAACUUUCACAUAACGUUACCGGCGACUUUUUAAUUCGCCCGUCUUCAUUCAGUAAGAUCUGUCAGUGUUCUGAGGAGUGAAAACUACCUUUGUUAUCAUUCACAAUAGUGUUAGUUUUGUUUGACGAGAACGCAUCUCCUGGCUUUAACGCGUUUUCUGUUUGAAGUGCGGUGAUUUGGGAUAGCCACAAGUGAAAUGGACGCAUGCGGAUCACGUUUAUGUGUGUGAGUGUAUGACAAACAACUUUUCAGCGCAGGGAAGAAAAACGAAGAAUGAACUUUCUGCUCGUUUUUGACGCGUUUGUUGUAUUUGGGUUUUGUGCGUGCGAAUUCCAGUGAACGGAAAAACUUCCACCCAACUUUUCCUGCUGUUGGUCGUCGUGUGAUCCAGCAGGUGGGGAAACACGAGCCGCUCUUUCAUCAGGGAAAAGAACACAGGAAACGGAUUUAAAAUAAACCAGUUUUCUUCUGAAACUCCCACUGGAUUUAAUUUUACGAAUUGGUGACUGGAAUAACCAACUAUCCAGAACUAGUGCUGAGUAGAUUGACCAGUACUCAUCAUGGCGUCUUCCUCGGUGAAGGUGGCGGUCCGUGUGCGGCCUUUCAACAGCCGAGAGAUAAACCGAGGAGCUAAGUGUGUGAUCCAGAUGCAGGACAAGAGCACAUGUAUUAUUAAUUCUAAACAACCCAAGGAAGCACCCAAGAACUUCACUUUUGACUAUUCAUACUGGUCACACAGCUCAGAGGAAGACCCAUCCUUUGCAUCUCAGAGGAAGGUGUAUCAGGACAUUGGCGAGGAGAUGCUGCUUCAUGCUUUCGAGGGCUAUAAUGUGUGUAUUUUUGCUUAUGGGCAGACUGGAGCAGGGAAGUCAUACACAAUGAUGGGAAAACAGGAUCCUGGGCAGCAAGGCAUCAUACCACAAAUGUGUGAGGAUUUGUUCAGACAGACAGCAGAAAACACUGACCCUGACCUGUCCUUCUCUGUAGAGGUUUCAUAUAUGGAGAUUUAUUGUGAGCGAGUUCGGGACUUGUUGAACCCAAAAAGCAGAGGGGCCUUGAGGGUCAGAGAGCACCCUAUAAUGGGCCCUUAUGUAGAAGACCUCUCCAAAAUGGCGGUUACCAACUACAGUGAUAUUGCAGAUCUCAUGGACACUGGCAACAAAGCCAGGACGGUUGCUGCUACUAAUAUGAACGAGACCAGCAGUCGCUCACAUGCUGUCUUCACCAUCCUCUUCACACAGCGUCGACAUGAUAACAUGACUAGCCUGGACACUGAGAAGGUGAGCAAGAUCAGCCUGGUUGAUCUGGCAGGAAGUGAGAGAGCAGACUCAUCUGGAGCCAAAGGCAUGAGGUUGAAGGAGGGAGCCAAUAUUAACAAGUCUCUGACAACACUGGGUAAAGUUAUCUCAGCACUGGCAGAUAUGCACGGCUCAAAGAAGAGACGCUCUGAUUUCAUUCCCUACAGGGAUUCUGUCCUCACAUGGCUAUUGAGAGAAAAUCUAGGUGGAAACUCUCGUACGGCCAUGAUUGCUGCUCUGAGCCCAGCAGAUAUUAAUUAUGAAGAAACACUCAGUACUCUCAGGUAUGCAGACAGAGCUAAGCAGAUAAAGUGUAAUGCUGUCAUUAAUGAGGAUCCAAACGCACGUCUCGUCAGGGAGCUGAAAGAAGAGGUCAACAGACUCAAAGAGCUCCUCCUGUCUCAGGGACUCAGCAACCUCAUCACUGCCUCAGGGUCUGAAGCAGGACGCCCGGCUUUGGGAGGAGCAUCAGGUGAGCUCCAUCAGCCCUCGCUCUCAUAUGUACAGUCUACCUCUGAUGCACCAAUGGAGGGUGUGGCGCCCACUAGUCCCACUACACACAUCAGCAAAGAGGAGGCCGCGGAGAGACUCAAGGAAACAGAGAAGAUAAUUGCAGAGUUGAAUGAAACAUGGGAGGAGAAGCUCAGGAAAACAGAGUCAAUACGACAAGACAGGGAGGCUCUGCUGGCUGAGAUGGGUGUGUCUGUAAAAGAAGAUGGAGGAACAGUGGGUGUCUUCUCUCCCAAAAGAACGCCCCAUCUGGUGAAUCUGAACGAGGAUCCUCUGAUGUCAGAGUGUCUGAUAUAUUAUAUUAAAGAUGGAGUCACCAGGGUUGGUCAGGAGGAUGUGGAUAUUCGUCUUACCGGUCAGUUUAUAAAGGAACUGCAUUGCGUCUUUUGCAGUGAAGUCAAUGAGAAUAAUGAAGUGGUGGUGACUUUGGAGCCAUUAGUUGGCGCAGAAACGUACGUCAAUGGAAAACGAAUCACUGAUGGUGUUGUGCUCAAACAAGGUAACCGUAUAGUGAUGGGGAAGAACCAUGUAUUCAGGUUUAACCACCCAGAGCAGGCCCGCUUAGAGAGAGAGCGCAAUGCCACACAGGAGCAGCAGGGGGAGCCGGUGGACUGGAGCUACGCACAGAAAGAACUGCUGGAGAAACAAGGCAUUGACAUAAAGCAGGAGAUGGAGAAGAGACUGCAGGAUCUGGAGAAUCAGUACCGCAAAGAGAAGGAGGAGGCCGACCAGAUAUUGGAACAGCAGAGACUGUAUGCAGACUCAGACAGCGGUGAUGACUCAGAUAAACGGUCCUGUGAGGAGAGCUGGAGACUCAUCUCUUCUCUCAGAGAGAAAUUGCCAGCCAACAAGAUGCAGUCUAUCGUGAAAAAGUGUGGUUUGCCCAGCAGUGGGAAGAGGAGGGAGCCACUGCGUGUGUAUCAGAUCCCCCAGCGCCGCCGCAUACCUGCCACCCAGGAGUCCAAGCACAGACUCAGCUUGGAAGAGCUUCGCACACAGGCUGUUAAAGAGAUCUGCUAUGAGGUGGCACUUGGAGACUUUAGACACACACGGCAAGAGAUUGAGGCCUUGGCUAUUGUCAGGAUGAAGGAGCUUUGUCGCACAUAUGGCCAAAAAGAUCCUCAGGAGAGAGAAAGCUGGAAAAGUGUGGCGAAGGACGUAUGUGAGACUGUGGGCAUCGGAGAAGAGGAGGGAGACCGGGAGGAAAGAACAACAGCAGCUGGAGGAGGAGGGAAUGAGGGAGGAAAGACCGAUAUGGGAGAGCUCAAAGCUCAUAUUGACAAGCUGACUGAUAUACUGCAGGAAGUCAAGUUGCAGAAUAAUAUGAAGGAUGAGGAGAUCCGAUCACUAAGGGAUCGCAUGGUGAAGAUGGAGAAGAUAUUCCCAGUCGAAGUUCAGGGAGACGGUGAUAACAUUGAGUUGGAUGGGGCCAGAGGCGACAGCCCACCAGCAGAAGUCAACAGACGCGAUGAGGAUUCUGGGUACCGACGGGGUCGUCAUCGCUGGCAGUACCCAGACAAAUACCAUGACCCUAAACGUCGCAAAGGAGCCAGCAAUCAGCCAAACAAUGCCCUCUACUCAGAGUCUCCCUCGGGACACUCUCAGAACAACCCAUUCAGUAUGGCAUCGCCUCAAUUCUCAAAUCCAUCUUUCAUUUCUCAAAUCCCUCGCAACCCCAAUGGUCCUUUCUUGCCAGGCACUGGGCGGUUCUUGCCGCCUCAAGAGAGGAAGCUACAGUUCCCCUUUAAGAAUAAUCCCCAAAACCGAGGCUUCAUCUGGGGCCCGUCAUCAGGGGGUGAAGGUGGAAAGGACACAUCCGCUCAGUCCAAUACUGAUAUGGUUCAUACUUUCCAAUCAUCUCCCUCACCAAACAAGGGCCAGUGGCCAAACAAUCAUCACCAACAGCGGCACAAUCACGGUAACAGAGGCUACGGCAACUGGGGAAACAGGCAACGAUCCAGAAACAGGGGGCGGAAUCCAUUUGAUGGAUAUUUAACCAACGAACAGGCCGGAAAUAUUGAGCGUAAAGACGGUGGAUCGGUUCAAGGGCAGCACAAGCAAAGUAGAGCGCGUUACACCUGGUACAAUCCCAAUUUUACUUCAGACCAGCCUGUUGGAGAAGGAUUCCAACAUAAUUACAACCAAAGCAGACAAGGUGUCUACAAACACCCCAACUCUCACUACCAUCAACGGCAAAGACAGGACAACCCUCCUGGGAUGAUCCAACAAGGGUCUGAAGGAAAUCCUAAUCCACCAUCCAUCCCAGAUUGCAAUAGCACCCCCAUGGAGACCUGAUUUCUUCUGUGGAGAUGGUCAUGUACAUGGGAGCCAUAACGUUCUGAUUUUCUUGUGCACAGUUCUUGGACCGGACUCCUAGAAACUUUGGACCCUCAGAUAUAUAUGGUGUUUUGGUUUGUUGUGGAAGGGUUUUUUGUGCUGGGAGCUUUCAGCAGUUGAGAACAGUUUUUAAGAGAAACUCCUUAGUGCUAUAACACCAUUCUGUUCAAAAUAAGGCAGAACAUUUUAUGCACCUGAAUUUUAAUGUACAUAUUGCAGUUUCAUACCUGCACCUACAGUGCUUUAUGGGUGAUGUUUUUAUGUCCACACAUAUCUAUGUCAUUCAGAUGUGUGUAUAUAUAUAUAUAGUAGUAUAAAUUGAAAGGGUAUGUAUUUGCAAGAGAACUGAGCUCCUUUUAAUGCACAGUGCACUGCUACGUUGACGUUAUGGCCUGAGAAGUGUAUGGCCUAUGAAACUAUUUAGCGAUUUUUGUUGAAUUUUGGAUGACUUUACAUUGUGCCUGCUGAAAAGCCAAAGAAUUUAGAUUUAGUAGCCCUCAGGCUUAUAACUGCUUUGGAUGCAAUUUUUAUAGUUGACAUUUUUCUCCUUUUUUUUUUUUUUUUAUCUUGCCAAUAAUGUUCUUUUAUUCCUGCGUCCUGAGGGGCAUGUUUCAUAAAUUGAAAUGUUUAGGCUUAAAAAAAAGAAAUGAGAUACAUAAUCCUAAAAAAACAUUCACAAAGGGACAAAUAGAUAUAAUAAUAUACAACAAAGGGAUGGAUAGUGCACUCAAAAAAUUAAAUUACCCCAUGAUUUACUCAAGCCAUCCUAUGUGUGUAUGACUUUCUUCUUUCAGACAGAUACAUUCUGAGUUAUACUAAAAAUUGUCCUGGCUCUUCCAAGCUAAACGUCUGCAUUCCUGCAACACUCCAUAGGUUUCUUGGGUAUGCGAGGCUAAAUUAAUGAAUAUAACGUGGUAGCGGUCAGUAACUCUGGUGUAAUUUGAACGGAAGCAGGCGGUCUAUCAAUAUCCUAUGCUGUCAACAGCAAAAUGUUAAAUGAAUUUUGUAUUUUGUCAAGACGAAUAAAAAUAAGUAUGCUAGGCUACAAUUUUUGUACAACCUACAUUUAAUUUUUUUUUCUCUCUGCGACAUUUUCCUAUUGUGUUGACAGCAAAAUGUUAAACAAAUUAUAUCUUGAUAAGACGAAUAAAAAUAAGACAUAAUUUUUGUACAACCUACAUUUUUAACAUGUUAAAUGAAUUUUGUGUCUUGACGAGACAAAAUAAAUAACAAAUACAAUUUUGUGCAGACUGCACUUUUGUUAGCCUAUCUCUUUAACAUCCUGGGGUUGAUGGUGGGGCUGGCGAUUUUAAUGAUAACAGGGAAAAGAACUUAAAUGAAAACUUAAAAGAAAAUCAGGAUGUUAAAAUGCUCCAUCAUUUUUGAUCGUACAUAUAAGAGUAAUACAUAAAUUAAGUAGCAGAAAUUUAAAUGUGAGAUUCUGGAAAUGAGAUCUAAAUAGCAGGAAUGAUCGGGUCAUGAAGAAAAUUAUUCUAAGCGGGCAACGGGUGAACAAACAGUUAAUAUAUAGCGGGAGUGGGAGGGUGUGGAAUAUAAACUUGCUGAAGUGGGACUAAAAAAAACACUUUCGCACAGACCUCUGUUCCAAUCUUUAUAAUGGCAGUGAAUUGUGAUCAAGUUUGUGAAGCAAAAUAAAGAGCGUAAAUCCAUCAUUAAGGUGCUCCAGAUGGCUCUGGGUGGUUAAUAAAGGCCUUCUAGAGUGAAUUGAUGCAUCUGUGUAAGAAAAAUUUCCAUAUUUAAAACUGUAUGAACUGUAAUCUCUAGCUUCUCCUAACUGUCAUAUGCAUGUUCACUAGAGUGGUGUUCCAGCGGAUGACGAAACGUAAGCUCCGUUGAGAAUAUGCUAGUCUUGUGAGAACCAAGUUUUGUUUACAGCAAAUGAAAACCAGUCUCCUCUUGGCUUAUAUCACAAUCCUCAAAUGUUUUCACUACAGUACAUCCAUCAUCUGUGCGUACAACAGUUAGUGGAAACUAGAGAUUACAGUUUAUAAAGUUUAAAAUAUGGAUAUUCAUGUCAGAAGGUCUUUAUUGUGGAGUAUUUUUUAUACGAAUGGAUGCAGUUUUUUGGUCUUCAAAAUCUUAAACCCCUUUCACUGCCAUUAUAAAGCUUGGAAGAGCCAGGACAUUUUAGAAUAUAACUCCGACUGUAUUCAUCUGAAAGAAGAAAAUCAUAUACACCUAGGAUGGCUUGAGGGUGAGUAAAUCAUGGGGUCAUUUUCAUUUUUUGGGUGAACUAUCCCUUUAAGUGCGAACAGUCUGGGUCCCAAUCUACAAACAGUCUUUUACGUUACCUUGUCCUAAUUGGGCACAACACAAUAAAGAGACAAUGAUUCUGUCUCCUAUGUCAAGGUGCAGUCACACUGAAAAUAUUUUGCAAUAAAAAAGCGACAUAAAUGAAAGAGGCUGUUGGCAAUGCAAACAAAUGCAAAAAAAAAAUUUAAAUCCCGCUCCAAAUAGCUGUAUACUAAAAACUGAAUGAACUGAUUUGCUAUUGCUUCAUUUAUCAUUUCGCUUCAUUUGUUGUUCGAUUAUUUUUGGCCAGAAUAAGCAACAAAGUGGAGCUGCAAAAGUCUGGCUCUGUGACAUCACCCAAUCCUGCUCCGCUAUAGACCCCAGUCAUGGCCAUAUAAUAAUGUUUUGCAGGAAUGAAAAUGAGGCUGUGAGGGAAGUACAGGAUUGUACUGUUUAACAGCAUUCCCUUAGUUCAGCUGCGACAAAACAUCUUUCCAAAGACUUUUAAUACUAUUUUAGUUUUGAGUUUUGAAAGUGUCCUGAUCUAGGACUUUUGUACAAUGCGUUUGAAGACUGUAAGUCUGUCCCUCACAUCUUCUUUGUCGUCCACGUUACAUUUAUUAUGGUGUCUGUCCUGACUAAGGUCUACUAUUAGACAGUUUUUGAUUGCAGAAUAAAUCAUGGUUGACAGCUGUUGAAUUUUUGUGCCACAUUUCAAUUAAUUCUAGACAAUUAUGACGUCUUGCUGUAUUCUUGUGUUGCACCUGGUUAGGAUGUGCUGUUAUUUCCAUUUUGACCACUUGUAAGUUCACAACUGAUCUACAGUUGGAAAAAUAAAAAGAAAAAUUACCUUAACUGCCCCAGUUGUUAUUUAGUUGUGUAUUGUGUAUAAUUUCCAAGUGUCUUAAGGUUUGCAUUUGAUCCAACCAAAUAUACUAAAAUAAAAGUUAAAUUCUCCAUCUUCUUUGGAA
Molecule: messenger RNA, 7427 nt
Organism: Cyprinus carpio (common carp)
Lineage: Eukaryota; Metazoa; Chordata; Actinopteri; Cypriniformes; Cyprinidae
Gene: kif1ca
Product: kinesin family member 1C, a
Biological process (GO): microtubule-based movement
Molecular function (GO): ATP binding; microtubule motor activity; microtubule binding
Source: RefSeq, a predicted model, not a curated record